AUGUGGAGGCGCAUGAUAGCGGAACAGGAGCGGCAAGAGCAGGGGAGCAGGGGCAGGAGCAGCGCCUACUGCACUACUAAGCACAGUGACGGUGACGGUGACGGCAACAGUGACACCCGAUCGUCAUUGCUGCAGGGGCCAGGGCUGAUCUCGUCCGAUCCCAUCCCAUCUCUCUCAACUCCAACGACGACCUCGGGAGCUAGCAGGCAGGGUAGGCAAAUGGCCGACGACCAUGUCCUCGAAAAGGUGCACGCCCUGAGCGACGUCGAGCUGGCCUGCCUACUGUCGCUCAUCAGCAACGAGCACUGCAUCGUCAGCACCCCCGCCGACUGCCUCCACGACCUCGUCACAGAGCUGCAGCUCAUCACCGACCGCACCUUCGGGCUCAAGUCUGCCGUCGUCGAGUGCACCCCAAAUACCACCCUCGACGACUUUGCCAGCUCCCUGCUGCUCCAACCACACGCCUCCAGUCCCACCACCAUCCGCUCGCACUCGCCCUACCUUUCACGAAGCGCCCACGACAGCUACUUUCCCGCCGGCCAUGUCUCCUUCACCCAUGCUCCUGGCCGGCUUGGCCAACCAGCCAUUGCGCCCCUGACGCCCCAGACCCCAGGGCCCUCGCACAGCCAGAUAGCCAACAUCAUCCUGGCCAAGAACCUCGACAAGGCCCCCAAGGCAGUGCAGAUACAGGCCCUCGAGCUUCUACGGACGAAGCGCAUCUUUACGAGAACGUCCGUUCAGACAGCGCCCAAGACAUUUAUGCUGGUGGCAGUCCUAGGCGCAGACAGCGGCGGCGAGGCGAGGGUGACGCAGCACCUGAACGACUUCUUCUACGUCGCGCACUGGGUAGAUCCGGACGAGGAAGGGUUCGCCCACCUAGACGGGGACGACGCAUCCUCCAUCUCAUAUACCGACGACGGCGGGGGCGACGACCAGGCCAGCAUCGCCAGCACGGCCAGUGUUGUCAAGCGACGCAGCCGCGGCAGCACCAACGACCUCCUGUACCGCAGCAGCCCGAAGCCCCUCGCCAUACCAUCCAACACCAACACUGCUACUGACAACAAGCCACCCGCAUUCCCCGCCGCCGACAUUUCCCACCUCCGCCAGCUAUCCCUCCGCACCGCCAUCGACAUCGACGUGCUACGCUACCAGAUGAAUAUCAUCUCCUUCCUACGCAUGCAUCGCGCCGUCGCAGGCGGAAUCACCCCGCAGGCAACGCGGCAUCUCGAGCAGCUGGUCAAGACCCUUGCACCCCUACAUGGGCUCGAGUACGUCACCCCAGCCCUGGUGGGCGUCGCCGCUCGCAAGGUGUACCUGCACCGCAUCAAGAUGGUCGAGCCCGCCAAGGAGAGGAGCAUGCAGUGGGGUAGCGAGCUCGGCGCCAUCGAACGGCUGCUCAAGGACUGGGGGCCUGAGGACGUUGUUGAGGAGGUUCUUGCGGUUGUCUCUGCGCCUGUAUAA
This is a messenger RNA of Diaporthe amygdali, 1461 nucleotides long. RefSeq lists its product as uncharacterized. The transcript has 4 exons. The coding region runs from base 1 to 1461 and encodes 486 amino acids. NCBI's taxonomy places the organism in Eukaryota, Fungi, Ascomycota, Sordariomycetes, Diaporthales, Diaporthaceae. The record is from RefSeq and is a predicted model, not a curated record.